Molecule: messenger RNA, 837 nt
Organism: Paecilomyces variotii
Lineage: Eukaryota; Fungi; Ascomycota; Eurotiomycetes; Eurotiales; Thermoascaceae
Product: 40S ribosomal protein S14
Exons: 3
Coding region: 210-551 (113 amino acids)
Biological process (GO): translation
Cellular component (GO): mitochondrial small ribosomal subunit; ribosome
Molecular function (GO): structural constituent of ribosome
Source: RefSeq, a predicted model, not a curated record
GCAAUUUAGCUUGCCCUAUUCAUCAUAUCUGAUAGUUGCUGCAUGUCAUCCGAUAUCGUUUUCUUGGUUCCUGAGGCUACCACGAGGAAUAUGUGGCGCUAUUCCGUAUCGGGCGGAAUCAUUUUCGCUGAAGUCCGCAAGCUCCGCAGGCCCGUCUAUCGCGACAACCUCCAUUCUGGCAGCCAUAGUCAAUCUCAAAGGCACCAACCAUGUCGCAGUUCAGAGCGAAGAGGCUGGAUAUCAGUGGGUUCAUCAACCCUCGCGUCAUUCGUGACCACACCAAGCGGAAGGUGGUCGAGCAGUACGAGCCAGAACGCCAAGCACUCCGCUACAUCAUCCGCAACACCAGCCUUCCUCAGCGUAUGCGUGCACAGGCCCAGCUCCAGCUUUCGCAGAUGCACGCCUACACUCGCCCGACCCAGAUCAAGAACAGAUGUGUCGCUGGAGGAAUAGCGAGAAGUGUGUUCCGUGACUUUAGAAUGGCAAGAUACCAAUUCCGUCUCCACGCGCUUGCUGGAGAGCUGCCCGGUGUCAGGAAGGCCAGUUGGUAGAUUCUGUCAAUGUCUCUUCAUAAUGAGAAGCGAGUUGGAGCUAUUUGCAAUUAUGGGUUCAUCUCUGCAUACGGGCGUUUUUUAUUCUGCGGAUGUAAAUGUACAAUACAACAAUCACUGAAAAGAAAUAUUGAUCAAUCUUAUACUAUGCCAUUCACUUACACUUUUUCUGUAUUGUGGGCUGUGAUUCGGAACUUGCCCUGAUCAGAUGGUGAAGUCUGUUUGCUUGAUGUCGGAAAGUUGCAGCCAGCCUUCUCAAUACAAAGAAUCCCCUGUUCUUCCAGGA